CCGCCGCCGUCUGAUGAGCCCCGCCGAGCCCCGCCGCCAUGUACCUCGACCCGGAGGCUGCGAGCGCAGGGGCCCCCUCCCGCGAUGUCGUCCUUGUCUCGGCCAUCAUCACCAUCAGCCUUAGCGUCACCAUCAUCCUGUGUGGCAUCUGCCAGUGGUGCCAGCGCAGACUGGGAAAACGGUACAAGACAUCCCUGGAGACUGUGGGCACACCAGAUUCCAGCCGAGGCCGCAGUGAGAAGAAAACCAUCAACGAUCUAGACAGAGACUUUUGGAAUAACAAUGACAACACAGUGCAGCAGAAAUGGAGCUCGUACCCUCCCAAGGAGUUUAUUCUAAACAUUUCACCUUACGCCCCAUACGGUGACCCGCGCCUUUCCCUCAAUGGCUCUCUGUUAUCAGGGGCUAAGCUGACGGCAUCGGCCACCGCAGGCUUGGCCGGGGACCGCGACGGCCGCCCCGGGGACAAGCAGCAGUGCGCCGAGGACGGCAUGAGGAGCAGCAUCUCUGCGCACAGCGAGCCCGGCACAGGGAAGGCAGCGAGGGGCCGCUGGCACACGGUGCAGAGCCACUUGGCCGCAGGGAAGCUCAGCCUGUCCAAUUUCGAGGACUCCACCCUGUCCACAGCCACUACCCUUGAGUAUAUCCCCACCUCAGCAGGCGACCCUAAAUGCCAGAGGCCCCGCACGCUCAUGCGCCAGCAAAGCCUGCAGCAGCCCCUCAGCCAGCAUCAGCGCAGCAACCACAGCCAGCCGACCACCAGCCAGAGCCUGGGCCACCUCCAGGCCCACAGCAGCUCCUCCGGCAGCGCCAGCAACCCCCGGGGCUCCCGCGGUGGCCAAGUGCGCCAGGGCAUCGCUGCCAGCUCCAAGCAGCGCACGAGCCGCUCCAACCCCGGCAGCUGGGACCACGUGGUGGGGCAAAUACGCAACCGUGGCUUGGACAUGAAGUCCUUCCUGGAAGGCCGGAUGGUGGUGUUAUCCCUGGUUUUGGGACUCUCAGAGCAAGAUGACUUUGCCAAUAUCCCCGACCUGCAACCCGCUGGGACGCAGCCGAACCAGCCGAACGCUCAGGGGGACAAGAGGUUGCCAGCUGGUGGCAAGGCAGUGAACACAGCACCUGUGCCCGGGCAGACACAGCAGGAUGAGUCUGAUCGCAAGACGGAGCCACGAUCCUCUGUCUCCGACCUGGUGAACUCCCUGACCAGUGAGAUGCUUAUGCUUUCGCCAGGCUCCGAGGAUGAUGAAGGCCAUGAUGGCUCCAACCGGGAGAACCUGGGCCGCAUCCAAUUCAGCGUGGGCUACAACUUCCAGGAGUCCACCCUGACCGUCAAGAUCAUGAAGGCACAGGAGCUGCCAGCCAAGGACUUCAGCGGCACCAGUGACCCCUUUGUCAAGAUCUACCUGCUACCUGACAAGAAGCACAAGCUGGAGACCAAGGUGAAGCGGAAGAACCUCAACCCACACUGGAACGAGACUUUCCUCUUUGAAGGGUUCCCCUACGAGAAGGUGGUGCAGCGGGUGCUGUACCUUCAGGUCCUGGACUAUGACCGCUUCAGCCGUAACGACCCCAUUGGGGAGGUGUCCAUCCCCCUCAACAAGGUGGACCUCACCCAGAUGCAGACCUUCUGGAAGGACCUGAAGCCCUGCAGCGACGGCAGCGGCAGCCGAGGAGAACUCCUGCUGUCACUGUGCUACAACCCCUCCGCCAAUUCCAUCGUGGUGAACAUCAUCAAGGCACGGAAUCUCAAAGCCAUGGACAUCGGGGGCACAUCAGACCCCUACGUGAAGGUGUGGUUGAUGUACAAGGACAAGCGUGUGGAGAAGAAGAAGACAGUGGUGAUGAAGAGGUGCUUGAACCCUGUCUUCAACGAGUCCUUCUCCUUUGACAUCCCCACGGAGCGACUGCGUGAGACCACCAUUGUCAUCACCGUCAUGGACAAGGACAGGCUGAGCCGCAACGACGUCAUUGGCAAGAUCUACCUGUCCUGGAAGAGUGGCCCUGGCGAGGUGAAGCACUGGAAGGACAUGAUUGCGCGGCCCCGGCAGGCGGUGGCGCAGUGGCACCAGCUGAAAGCCUGAGCCUCCAGUGUUGGGGACGGCACUGGGGACUGCGCUGGGGACAUCCCUGUCCUCGUGUCCCCACUGCAAGUCAAGACUUGUGCGAGUGCUUCCAGCCACAGUCCCCAGAGCCCUCACCCCAGUGUCACCCCACAUUUUGGGAGGCUGCUGGUGUAAGGGCGGGAGGGUCCAAGCCAAGCUCCCCUCCCUUCCCACUCAACACAACCUCUCCUAGCCGCCAGUGUCACCCUAGCGGGAUGAUGUCCCCGCAUCCUGCCCCGUCCCCACCCCGGGGACACCCAAGGGAUUGGAAGCCAUGCCGCGGUUCGUUUGCCAAAGCAGGAGCAUUCAUCACUGCCUCUGGUGGGGUUUGCUGCUUUACCUCCCUCCUGGCUUAUCCCCUGCCCCCUCGCACUGUGCUAUCAAGUUGUCACCCCUGGUAGGAGCACCUGGCACAGUGUCCCCUCCUGGGCUGACAUGCACCACCUUCCUUGUGGGCACUGCAUGAGGAUGGAGCAGUGCCACCAUCGCCAUCCCUGUUGUCAUUGUCCCCACUGGUGGCUUUGGGGGCUAGCAUCCGGCCGGCACAGUGGCAGCAGUGUCCCUAAGCUCCCUCGGCACCGUGACGGGCAUCCCCGAUGCCAGGUACCGAUGGUGUGGGUGCUACAGGAGCGCAGAUGACACUGCUUGGCACCCCUCCAAGGGCUCCCUGCUCUGCUGGGUGUCAGGGAUAAGGCGGUCUGCAGGUGUCCCCAGAGUCCCGUGGGUACAUCACAACGUUCUCUGGCAGGACACAGGCCACCCCUGCCCGCCUGGGGACACCAUGGGGACUCUGCACCCCAGUCUUCCUGCUGCCACGUGGCACAUGUCCCCUUGGUCGGGACAUCCCCAGGAUGGGACAUCCUCAAGGUUGGGACGUUCCUGUAAGCAUCAGUGGCUGUGCCCCAGCUGCUGGGGAACCCCGUGCCAAACCCAAGGAGCAGCCAUCACAGGGGUGCUGCCUUUCCAAGUGGCCCUGGGUCACAGUGGCACUGUCCCUGUCCCACCACCAGUGAGCCCACCGGAGAGCCCCCUCAGACCACUAUGGACAAUCUGGAGCGAAGUCAUAAUUCUGCUACGACAGUAAUAAUAAUAAUAAUAAUAAUGACGACGACGAUGCUUUUAGGGACAUUUGUAUUUUUACCACAUCCUCUCUUUUUUUAACAUAACAGAGGAGAGCCAUGCGCCUGGGGAAGGGCCGCACAGAGCUGAGGGGUGAGGGGUCCCCAAAGAAGGGAGUGGGGCAGGGUGCCCACGUCCUCCCCCCGUCCCCCAUCACCUCGGGGCUGUGUGUUCAUUUUUAACUCUAGAGCUCUUAGCCGUGAUCUUGUUCAGGUCUCUCUCUUCUUCAUGUGACGGUAACAUCCAAAUGGUGUGUAAAAUACAGAGACAAAACAGAAACAAAACAAAUAC
This is a messenger RNA of Centrocercus urophasianus (Greater sage-grouse), 3512 nucleotides long. RefSeq names its product synaptotagmin 7 (gene SYT7). NCBI's taxonomy places the organism in Eukaryota, Metazoa, Chordata, Aves, Galliformes, Phasianidae. The record is from RefSeq and is a predicted model, not a curated record. The transcript is spliced from 13 exons. Bases 39 to 2081 code for a protein of 680 amino acids. Gene Ontology annotation, cellular component: membrane; axon; synapse. Gene Ontology annotation, molecular function: calcium ion binding; phosphatidylserine binding; calcium-dependent phospholipid binding. Gene Ontology annotation, biological process: calcium-ion regulated exocytosis; cellular response to calcium ion; regulation of dopamine secretion.